Messenger RNA from Seminavis robusta, 588 nucleotides. The record is from the annotation of a GenBank genome assembly. Lineage: Eukaryota; Bacillariophyta; Bacillariophyceae; Naviculales; Naviculaceae.
AUGGAUGCAUCUUCAUUGUCGUCGUCUUCGUCUUCAUACAGCGGAUUGGAUGUCGAUUUUUGCCGUGCCGUGGCGGCAGGAUUGUUUGGUGGUGACGGGACGGCAGUGGAGUUUGUAGACUUGAGCAGUGGCAGUGAGGGGUACGAGAAACUGUCCAAUUUGGAAGUGGAUGUGAUGGCAGGUGGCACGUGGAAUUUGGAGAACGAUGUGCAAGAGGCGAGUACUGGCCUUGGGUUUGCCUUUUCCCAGCCGUAUUUUUAUGGGUAUAGCGAAGAAGAGGACAAUCUGUGCCUGGUGACCCGUGAAGACGAUCAAGACUGGUUGACGUUUGUGUUUUGGACCGUUGCGGCCACCAUUCAUGCCGAAGAACAUGAUAUUACCCAAGAGCUGUACAGCGACAUGCCAACCAUUUACGUGUACGGUGCGAGUUUGGAUCGUAUGUUUCAAGAUGUCAUAUUUUCGGUUGGUAACUACGGUGAGAUUUACAAUCGCAGCUUGCAAGAGUUGAUCCCUCGAAGAGGCCGCAACCGGUUGAACAGUGGCAUGCAUCCUGGACCCCAGCACUAUCCAAUGCCAGGGUUGAUUUGA